AUGAACGAUACUGCCACCACUACCGAUACAAAAAAGACGCGAAUUGAAACUCCAAUCGCAAAUUUAUUUCCACUGGCUCAUGAACUUUUAACUUCGUCAUCAUCUCCGCCUGAAUAUCUACUCGGUGCUACACUGAACUUGCAUCGAAUCCUCAAGAAAAACAUCAAACUUCAAACAACCACAGUUUCGGCGACAGGCAAAUGGCUUGCACGUUCCAAUAAUACAGGGGAUCCAUACAGUAUUGAAUUUAGUGAAUUGAAAGCUUUAAAAGAAGUGUUCCUUAAUAAAAUAUCUCUUACGAUUAGCCCGAAUUCGACAACACAAGAGAAAUUCGUAAUCAAUGCUAUCGAGAUGAUCAAUCAAGUUAUCUCAAAUGAAUCUAACAAUGAGCCAAUCCUCUUGAUUACAAGAUCGUCUCAAUCCUUAAAUAUCAUUCUCGAGAAUAUCAUCACCUUUAUCCCGAAUCUAAUCCAUUGUGGAUCAACAGAAGAAUGUACAGACGAUUUACGCGAGCGCAAUAUCGAUCGCCUCUUGCAAAAAUCCUCGUUAGACGAUCUACUAUCCGAGAUCAAAACUUCAAUCAAAAAAUUAGAAAUGUAUAUGGAAUUGCUUAAAGCUACAAAAGUAACCGCUGUAAGUGAUGAUUCAUUUGUUAACAAUGCUCCCCAAAGUAUCCGUGGGCAAUUCAAAGUAGAGUCUAUCAAUUUACUACCAGCAUGGCUCAACGGGAAUAAUCCCCAAGAAGCGUUAAGUAAUAUUGCAAAUGCCAGUGAUUCUGCCAAUAUCGACAAGCAACUGUUGCCACAAUUUAUCUUAGACGACAUAAAUGACAACAUAAGAGAAAUGUGGGAAAAACAUCUCACAAAAUUAAAUAAGAUCUGGAAUCUUCCAUUGUCUAUUCGAAAAGAGAUUAGAAAAUCGCAUGACGAGAUAAUUACAAACCAUUUACACAAAGAAAUAAACGAAACUAGUCACGCAAUCGCAACUCUCAAAGAUAGUAUAGAAGAGAUCGAGAAUAUAUAUAACAUCAAAUGGCAUAAAACUGUAAAAAGCUCACCAUUGAUUGGCAUGGAUAUCUCUUGCGCAUCACAGCAUCGAAAUUUCAUCGAAAAAUUUGAGCCCCGAGUUAUCAUUGUAAAUGAAGCAUCACUUAUACCUGAAGAAUCAUUAAUUCCGUUUUUGUCUUCGCAUAAUCUCGAGCAUCUCAUAUUAGUUGGCGAAAAAAAAUCCAUUAAAAAUGAUAUUUCUCUUUUUGAGCAUCUUGUAAGACAAGGGGCACCUCAUCAAAUAAUUAAUCUUCCUCGAAAAUCGAGUAAUCCAUCGUCUACACCACAUAAAAAUCUUCACCAAUCCAAUAAUGAUCCAGCCGAUAAACUUGAAUCAAGUAAUUCAUCGUCUGCACCACAUAAAAGCCUUCACCAUUCCGAUAAUGAUCCGGUUGAUAAACUUCAUACGGAAUCACCACCACCACAGCCACAACCUAAUAAUGAUACCCUUAAUGUUAAUAUAAUCCAAGAUCCAAUAUCUUCAUCUGCUACUCCUAAUAAUAAUUACAAGAGCAAUUCAGUAAAUCCAUGGAAUACAGCAAAACUUGUAAAUUCGGCGUGGUGGUUGUCCAAAUAG
Molecule: messenger RNA, 1623 nt
Organism: Ambispora gerdemannii
Lineage: Eukaryota; Fungi; Glomeromycota; Glomeromycetes; Archaeosporales; Ambisporaceae
Source: the annotation of a GenBank genome assembly